Molecule: messenger RNA, 1242 nt
Organism: Strongylocentrotus purpuratus (purple sea urchin)
Lineage: Eukaryota; Metazoa; Echinodermata; Echinoidea; Camarodonta; Strongylocentrotidae
Exons: 3
Coding region: 194-1132 (312 amino acids)
Source: RefSeq, a predicted model, not a curated record
UCAGACAGGUUUAUGCAUUUCAGACAGGCGACAUAAUAACUGGUGUCAACAGAAUUUCUCCAUCCGUUCGACUACGAGGACCAAUCAAGCUGAUAGUUGACGAUCGGACAGGUUUAUGCAUUUCAGACAGGCGACAUAAUAACUGGUGUCAACAGAAAAUCUCCAUCCGUUCGACUUCGAGGACCAAUCAAGAAUGAAGUCUAUCGGAGGCUAUCAGAUUCUCCCAGGAGUUUGGGUAUUUUUCCUUCUGCUUUUCAAGCAGACGAUUGCUCUUUCACCAGACGAGAUCGCAGCAUUCGGUGCCAGAACACACACAGAUCCAAACACGGGUCUUCAAGGAUUCAUAACGAUCACGGAAUACGAUGAACUUAACUACGUCAUCAUGGCCAACGGCAUCCCUGACCACGAGGCAGGCCCUUAUCCGAACGACCAGGACUCCAGCGUGAUCAUCGAGCAGGAUUUUGUGUAUUAUAUUCUGAAAACGCCAGUGAAAGCGAGCAAUGUGACCGAGCUCCCAAUGGGAACCAUAGGCUUGGCUCUCAAUGGUGUCCCCUACUUUAACCCAUACACCCGUAUUGGGACCGACGCGGUGGAGAAUGAGCUUUUCGAUUCUUGCGACGGUCACCCAACUCCAGAGGCGGGAACAUACCACUACCACGACCACCCCGGUUGUGUGUUUGACUUCGAGAGUGGAGUGGCGUCCGAGGUCGUUGGCGUCGCAUUGGACGGCUAUCCCAUCUACGGACACAACGAUGAGAACGGCAAUGAACUAAUGUCUGCGGACUUGGAUGACUGCCAUGGACGAUGGGUAAAUGGAAGCUACCAAUACCACAUCACCGAAGACUUCCCUUACAUAAUGGGCUGCUAUACAGGCGUGGUUGACGAGCGAAAUAUGAUGGGAGGUGGUGGUCCUCCAGAUAGACAGGAUCCCAGCGGCGGUCCUCCUGGACAGGAUCCCAGCGGUGCUCCUCCUGGACAGGAUCCCAGCGGCGAUCCUCCUGGACAGGAUCCCAGUGGCGCUCCUCCUGAACAGAAUCCCAGCGAUGAUCCCGGCGGCAAUGCCAUGACAUUAACUUGCCGUGGCUAUGUACAACUGUUGCUUCUUGUCGUUAGUCUAUCCGUAUUGUUCUAGUAACGGCUGGAAAGUGCAUCCCAUGGAACUGAAAUGGUUCAUUUGACUGUGACAUAGGCCUUAAAGGUAAUACAAAGUUUUGGGAAAUUUUGAAAAUUGGGUGGAUAGUG